AUUUACAAGCCGAGUCACGAUUGGAGAGAAUUUACUGUGUUCGAGCAAUCGGCAACUAUAAAGACGGGCCACGAGGCUCGAAUAAUCGUACCUGCUCGACCGAGAUUGUCUCAUUUUGUAUACAAGUCGAGGUACAAUUGUAGAGUAUUUGCUGUAUUAAGAAUUGAUGCGUGUCGCACCGAGCAAGAAGUAUGUAAAUGUACCCUGGAUUCGAUUUCAACGAACGAAAAUGCAAUAAAUGAUCAUUGAAUUAUACACCGUCGACGACACGAUGCCAUAAAACUCGCAAACAUUGACCGAACUGAAUGCGAUAUUACAAUUAACGCGAAAUAAGGAGAUCUCCUAAUACUUUUGGAGGGGGGUGUACGUUCGUGCUUCGGUCUUGCAGCUUGCAACCGUUGGCGUGGCGCUUCUUUUCCCGCGAUUCGUCACCGCGAAACAAACGGAAAUAGAUGACGAGGCGAGAUAACGAUCGACGGACUGCGAAUGCCGUGUCGUUUGUCUGGCAUUGCGCGUCACGCGUCGCGCGUCACUCGUUCGCGGUCUGCCCUCCGCUCGUCUCGCCGUUCGUUUCGCGUAUUCGUCGAGCACCGGGGACCAAGCCUUCGGUUCGCGAUCUUCCGCGACCAGUCGCGGCGUUCGUUGUUCUCUCCCUCGCCUCGCCGGGGACCGACGCCGCCGAAACGGGGACCAGCAGCAGCUUCGGUCGGAACAACGCGCAGCCAUGCGGCCGAUUACGAAUUCGCGGCGACAUCCGUUUACGCGUUUUGUUACACCAUAGCCCGAUGAUUGGCGAAGCGUGGUGCGCGCGCGGCCGAGUUUGUUCCCAUUCGUUUUAGUUUUCGAGGAUACAGGUGAACGCGCGAGCCCGUGCACUCUGCACUGUAGUUGUGCCCACGUUGCGGGACGCGUCAGUCAUCGGUGCAUCUGCGACGCGUCUGCAUUUUUUCCCGUGCUCGCUCCGAGGAGUUUCGGAUCGGGAAGCAUCUCCGUCGCCAUAUCGCGUUCUGAUUCGCGAGAUCGGGCCCGUCGCACCUCGUCGUUGGCGCCGUUCGAAGCUUAGCGAUCGCGAUUCGCGACCGAUAUCGCGGUCGGACCGCGCGCGCCGAUCGGAAACGAUAUCUCGCCCGGAACCGAAGAGAGGAACGAUUCGCGGAGAACGAGCUCCGGUUUACAAUACUUUCGAAUGGAAAUCGGUUCUCGCGCAACGCUCGCGUUCGCGUUCGCGUUCGCGAGGAUCGGCGCGGCCCGCUUCGUUACGUAAGCGGGCUGUGUGCAUAUAAUCUACGGCGACCGACGACUCGCGGCUCGCGGCUCGCGAUAGGAAAAAACGAUCCAGCGAUCGGGAAUAUCCUUGGCACAGUCUCGUACGGCUCGACGGGCGCGCGGAACGCCGGCGGACAAAUGAAAUCGAACGCGUCGACGAUCGCGCGUCUCGUGGUCGCGAUCUCGUUUUGCGGCGGAGUCGCGGCGGCCGACCGUGCCGUCGAACGAGAACCGCGAUCCGUGUCGACCUGCUCGGACCACGCUUGGGAAAAGAUCGGAGGCGUCAAGCCGGAAUCGAUAAAGUCGCAAACGAUUCUAUUCAGCGCCGUGAACUCGAACGGGAUCACUAAGAGUUGCUUCGAGAGAUGCUCGCGCUCCAACUGCACCGCGUUCGUCGUGGAUUUCGGCAGAAGCGUUUGCUACACCAUGGAAACGGAAAACGACGAUCUCGUGCCGGAAGCCAACUCUACGUAUUAUCAUCUGAUCUGCGCGAAAGUUCCAGCGAGAUGCCGGCGGGACAGAUUUUGGCAAGUGGAAAGAACCGUGGGCGCGGUGUUCAUCGAUCCAGGCGCGUAUCACUUGCCACGCUCGAUCACCAGGAGCCAGUGCUACGAGAUAUGCGUGGAAACGGGUAGAAGCUGCAAAUCGGCUCAGUUCCGCACGAGUAAGCCGCUCUCGGCCGAGAACGCGAUCGGCCGGUGUUCGCUGUCACUGCUCGAGAGAGGCAUCAGACCGCAGGCCUACAGGGCCUCGAUGUACAGGGACGAGUACCUUCGGGACCAGUGUCGAACCGUCUCGAACCGAGAGUACUGUUCGUACGCGGAGUUUCGAAACGCGACGCUGCCGUACUCGGAGGUCGCUCUGGCCGGUAUCGACGAGAAGCAGUGCGAGCGAAGCUGCGACUCGAACGAUCACGGUUUCCUCUGUCGGGGAUACACGCUGGAGAAUUCGACCGGCGACCCGAUCUGUCUGUUGCACGCGGAGGACACGAGCGGCCUCGGCGUUAGUUCGUUGAUACCCACGGCGAACGCGGUUUACCGGGAACGAGAGCCGUGCCUCGAUCUGAGGGUGCGAUGCAACGAGAGCACGAUGCGGGUAGAACUGAGCACAAGCGACGCCUUCUUCGGUCGGAUUUACGCGGCGGGCUACGCGGAAAGCUGCGCCGUUGAAGGACGAGGCGCGAAUCGAACAACACUGAUGUUGCCGUUGCCGCCUCUGCCGCCUCUACCUUCUCAACCUCGACCAGAACAAUUCGCCAACGUGACGCCGCGAUGUGGUCUCAACAUCGCCUUCUCCGUCGACGAUCAAAAUCGGACGCGGCCGCUGUUUUGGACGACGAUCGUGGUGCAGUUCAACCCGAUCGUACAACGUCUAGGCGACCAAGCGGUUCGAAUCGGUUGCUCGCUGAACGAUCGAGAACCACCGGGUCCGAGGAACGUCACCGUUCAUUCGAGCUUCAGCUUCCUCGACCCAAACGCAGGAGUGCCGCCGAUAUCGUCGACGAUAGUGAACGCGUCGUCUCAACCGCCGCUGGUGACCAUGAGGAUCCUCGAUGAAAAUUCCAAGGACGCCGUGGUCACUCAUCUCGGACAGAAACUGAUUCUCAAGAUCGAGUUAAAUCCGGCGAACGGUCCGUACGACAUCGAGGCUGGUCACCUUGUGGCGAGCAGCGCGUCCGGCGACUCGUCUUUCCUGCUUCUGGAUGAACUCGGUUGCCCCACCGAUCCGUCCACCUUUCCCGCUUUAUCCAAAGACCCCGCCGACGGAAGAUCACUGAUCGCGACUUUCGCCGCCUUUAAAUUUCCCGACAGUCAGCUGGUUCGAUUCAACGUGCUGGUUCGAUUCUGCGCGGAGGUGUGCACGCCGACCAAGUGCAACGGCAACCGGUUCUCUUUCGGAAGAAGAAAACGUGAGAUCGUGAAAGCGAGCUCGAACGAUACCACUCCGGAAGAACUUCCGCUUCAGCUCUCGAUAAUCGUUCAGAAUCCCGUCGCACCCACGCCGGACCGAUUGUCCUCGAGGGGGAGGAACGGGAACCCCGACACGGUCUUGAUCACGGCUGGAAACUCCGUAGACGGACUGUUUUGCGUCGACGCGAGUCUCGCUCUCAGCCUGCUGAUCUUUUGGCUGAUCGUACAAAUCGCGCUGAUUCUUGGCUGCCUGGUGACGGUCGCGCGAUACAGGCGAACCGCUAUUAGAGCGGAAGAAGAGAGAAUCAACGUGCUGACCAGGCAUCUCUACGGCAUUCACGGAGGAAACUAUGAAAUCGUGCGAAGAGUCAGGUGGGCCGAUCACAACGCAUCGACGACGUCCCUCGGCUGACAACCUACAUAACCUACAACUAAGGAUAACGAGUAGUAUCGAAAGGAUAACGAAUAAAUAAGAGUCGCGAAUCGGUCCGUUUCAAAAUCAGGUUUUUAUUCGACCGGCGAUCUUUUUGCGAAGCAAAGCUCCAGGAACGACUAUCCCCUUGAGCUCGCAGUCCUGCAGGGUCCAAAGUGCUGUAUCGACACACCUGCGAAGCAGCAAGAACUUUGCGUAGAUUAACAUUGCAUUUGUACCGCGUUGUUUCGUCCACCCUAUUGUUUUCCGAGACUUACCUUUACCGCACAACGACGCGCAAUUCAACCGUCCUGGAUUCGGAUACAAGACGUUGUCGGUCCCGCAAACCGGAUUAUAUUCGAACGUUGUCUAGAAAAUUAAUGGUUUACCGUUACCGUCACCGACGCGUCGACGACGCUACAUCGCGAUGCAUCAAUAAACGAUACGUUGUACAGCGGGCCGGAACGCUGUACGAGACUUGAUUUUUCGAAGUAACGGAUAUAGUUCAAAUAAAUGGUAAAUCAAUAAAUGAUACUUCAAAGUAUAUGAAACAAUAAACAUUGACAAGGCGAAGUUAUUACUGAACCGUUAAAUCGUAACAUUAAUGGUUCUUUUGUUAUUUAGAAAAGAAAUAAUAAUCAUAGUUUUAUUUUCACAAGCCUGCACACGAGGAAAUACGCGGCUCAGAAUAAAUGAUUCUAUGAAAACGAUUAAUUUGACCAACUUUCUUUUAUAAUAACAAAACCUCAAAUAUUAAAAUACUAUUGACCAGUAAUCUCGAAAUUCACUGUUUCAUUGAAAACAUGUAUGUGUUAUUAAAUAAAAGUUGAUUAAAAAAUUAA
Messenger RNA from Megalopta genalis, 4430 nucleotides. RefSeq lists its product as uncharacterized. Gene Ontology annotation, biological process: anatomical structure morphogenesis. The record is from RefSeq and is a predicted model, not a curated record. NCBI's taxonomy places the organism in Eukaryota, Metazoa, Arthropoda, Insecta, Hymenoptera, Halictidae.